ACAUUUCCCAUAUGUAACGUACUAACGUACGAGUGUUUGUAGUUUGACCAUAACACAAGCGUCAAGCGUCAAGCGUCAAAAAGCUCAAUCCAUUUUACUACAGUCAAUAUAUUGUUCCUUCUCAUAUUUAGUCGAUCCGAGUGUCAAAAAAAUAUAAUUUAUAUAAAUACGUAUACACCAUUCUUGCUUGACUCUUAUCAAAUAUCUAAUAUUAAACUGUCAUUAAAAUAAUUAUUUUAUUUUCCCCGACUGUAUUUUUACCCCCUGUUUCGUAUACCGCGACAUUUCAAGAUGCCUAUGAUUAAGCUGCAAAGUUCAGAUGGAGAAGUCUUUCAAGUCGACUUCGAGAUCGCCAAAGCUUCGGUAACUAUUAAAACUAUGGUAGAAGACUUAGGGUUGGAAGAGGAAGAUGAGGAGAUCGUCCCAUUACCAAACGUGAACGCUGGUAUAUUGAAGAAGGUUAUCCAGUGGGCAACAUACCACAAGGAUGACCCACCACCGGCUGAAGACGAUGAAGGACGGGAAAAGCGUACCGACGAUAUAUCUAGCUGGGAUGCGGAUUUCUUGAAGGUGGAUCAGGGUACACUUUUUGAACUCAUACUGGCCGCUAACUACUUGGAUAUCAAAGGGUUGUUGGAUGUCACUUGCAAGACUGUUGCCAAUAUGAUUAAGGGUAAAACACCUGAGGAAAUAAGGAAAACAUUCAACAUAAAAAAUGAUUUCACAGCUGCAGAGGAGGAUCAAGUUCGUAAAGAAAACGAAUGGUGUGAGGAAAAGUAAUUGAUAUUUAUCUACAAAUGAUAUACAUUUUUUUUUUGUCAACAACGUAAUUUUAAUUUUUCAUUUAAUAAUAUACUUUUAUUUUAUAUUUAUUUACUUUUUCUAAUAAAAAUUACGUUUUAGUCCAUAUCAUAAGGAAAUUUGUUUUACAUUUUACCUGUUUAAUUGAACUCAGCCUUAUUAAUUUAAGUAGAUUUACCUAUGUGUACAUUUCAUAAUGUUUUUGAUUUGUAUAAGUAUUGAUUAAUAUAUUAUUAAAUUGUAUACAUUUUUAGUAUAUAUUACAAUACAAUUUUGUGUAUAUUUCAUUAAAAAUGUCUUCAUAAUAAUUAAUAUAUAUAUACUUAUCUCAUACAA
Molecule: messenger RNA, 1137 nt
Organism: Aphis gossypii (cotton aphid)
Lineage: Eukaryota; Metazoa; Arthropoda; Insecta; Hemiptera; Aphididae
Product: S-phase kinase-associated protein 1-like
Exons: 1
Coding region: 292-780 (162 amino acids)
Biological process (GO): SCF-dependent proteasomal ubiquitin-dependent protein catabolic process
Cellular component (GO): cytoplasm; nucleus
Molecular function (GO): cullin family protein binding
Source: RefSeq, a predicted model, not a curated record